AUGUCUUUCCUCGCUCGCCGAGCCACAGCUGCCGCCCCAGGCCUCGCCCGCGCCUUCAGCGCUUCCGCCCGCCGCGAUAUCGCCAAGAUCACUAUCGUCGGCAACCUCGCUGCGUCCCCCGAGAUCAAGGCUACUAGCACCGGCCGCGACGUCGUUGAGUACUCUGUCGCAAGCAACUACGGCCCCAAGGAAAACCGCCAGACCAGCUGGUUCAGGGUCUCCGCUUUUGUCGAUGAAGGUCCCCGUCGGGAAUUCCUGGCCAACCUGCCUAAAGGAUCUACCGUCUACGUCGAGGGUGAUGCCGUCAUGAACACCUACACUGACGCCGAGGGCAAGUCGCGAAAUUCCUUGAGAAUUUACCAAAGUAUGAUAUAA
Molecule: messenger RNA, 375 nt
Organism: Daldinia caldariorum
Lineage: Eukaryota; Fungi; Ascomycota; Sordariomycetes; Xylariales; Hypoxylaceae
Product: nucleic acid-binding protein
Exons: 2
Coding region: 1-375 (124 amino acids)
Biological process (GO): mitochondrial DNA replication; positive regulation of helicase activity
Cellular component (GO): mitochondrial nucleoid
Molecular function (GO): single-stranded DNA binding
Source: RefSeq, a predicted model, not a curated record